AUGGCAACCAUGUCUAGUGGGAAGGUGGAGGCCUCAGAAGAUGCAGUACCUGCAGCAGAUGCAAUAGCAGCUGCAGCAGCUGCAGCAUCAGGAAGGGCGAGGCCGAAGCGGCUGCUGCUGGCCCAGCUGUGCCUGCUGGGGGGCGCCCUGCUCGCCCCGCUCGGACCCCUCGGGCCCCUCGGACGCUCGCCCGGGCGCGCGCCGGAAACCCCCGACGGCUUUGACAUCCUGAGCCCCCCGGACACCUUCGAUAAAUGGGAUGGGAGGAGGUUGCUGGAGGCGGCUGAUAGGAACACUACCGAGAUUCCAGUCGACACAGGCCACCUGCCCCGGAAGAACUGCACCGAACCAGCUCUCCAUGAGUUCCCCAAGGACAUCUUCACCAACGAGGAUCGAAGACAGGGCGCGGUGAUCCUCCACGUCCUCUGUGCCAUGUACAUGUUCUACGCUCUGGCAAUUGUAUGCGACGACUUCUUCGUGCCUUCCUUGGAGAAGAUUUGCGAGCGAUUGCAUCUGAGCGAAGACGUGGCGGGAGCCACAUUCAUGGCAGCUGGAAGCUCCGCUCCCGAGCUGUUCACGUCCGUCAUCGGAGUCUUCAUCACCAAGGGAGACGUGGGCGUUGGAACCAUUGUUGGCUCUGCUGUAUUCAACAUCCUCUGCAUCAUCGGGGUCUGUGGACUUUUUGCGGGACAGGUUGUGGCUCUGUCAUCGUGGUGUCUCCUGAGGGAUUCAACAUACUACACGUUGUCUGUCGUGGCCCUUAUUGUGUUUAUUUACGAUGAAAAAGUCUCCUGGUGGGAGUCGUUGGUUCUGGUUCUCAUGUAUCUGCUUUACAUCGUGAUCAUGAAGUACAACUCCUGCAUCCACCAGUGCUUCGAAAGGAGGAGCAAGAACGCGGGGAAUAUGGUGAACGGGCUGGCCGCCGCCACCGAGAUGGACGACAGCAGCAACUGUGACGCCACGGUGGUGCUGCUAAAGAAAGUCCGGAGGUCGCCUGAGGGAGCGGACCUAAGGAUGACCAUUCCCUUCCCUGUCUCUGUUUCCGUGUGCCCCGCGGCGGCAGCCAAUUUCCACCGGAAAGCGUCCGUGAUCAUGGUGGACGAGCUGCUGUCCACCUGCCCCCAUCAGCUGUCCUUCUCCGAGGCGGGGCUGCGGAUCAUGAUCACCAGCCACUUCCCGCCCAAGACACGGCUCUCCAUGGCCAGUCGCAUGCUGAUUAACGAGAGGCAACGGCUGAUCAACAGCAGGACGUAUGCCAACGGCGAGUCAGAGGUGGCCAUCAAAAUCCCCGUCAAGCACGCGGUGGAGAACGGGGCGGCCCCCAGCGGCUCCGGCCCCGAGCGGGCGGGGAACGGGUCGCAGAGGGACCACCACCGCCACCGCCACGAAGACGACGACGACGACGACGACGAUGCGGCCGGCCCCGGGGACGACACCGAGAACGAGAACGAGGACAACGAGAACAACGAGAACGACGGCGAAGAGGAGGACGAGGAAGAGGAGGAGGAGGAGGACGACGAGGACGAUGAGGGGCCCUACACCCCGUUUGACCCACCCUCGGGCACCCUGGCAGUGCUGAAGUGGCUGUUCACCUGGCCGCUCAGCCUACUCCUCUACUUCACCGUGCCCAACUGCAACAAGCCGCGCUGGGAGCAGUGGUUCAUGGUGACCUUCGCCUCUUCCACCCUGUGGAUCGCCGCCUUCUCCUACCUGAUGGUGUGGAUGGUUACGAUCAUCGGCUACACCCUGGGCAUCCCCGACGUCAUCAUGGGCAUCACCUUCCUGGCAGCCGGCACCAGCGUCCCCGACUGCAUGGCCAGCCUCAUCGUGGCCAGACAAGGAAUGGGUGACAUGGCUGUGUCCAACUCCAUCGGAAGCAACGUAUUUGACAUCCUGAUCGGGCUGGGCCUGCCCUGGACCCUGCAGACCUUGGCUGUGGACUAUAAUUCCUACAUUCGGUUAAACAGCCGAGGGCUCAUCUAUUCGGUCGGCUUGCUGCUGGCGUCUGUUUUCGUCACAGUGUUCGGCGUCCACGUGAACAAGUGGAAGCUCGACAAGAAGCUGGGGUGCGUGUGCCUUUUCCUGUACGGCAUCUUCCUGUGCUUCUCCAUCAUGACCGAGUUCAACGUCUUCACCUUCGUGAACUUGCCCAUGUGUCGGGACCACUGAGCCACUCGGCGAGACUCUGCCGAGGGACCCUUCCUCCUCUCUGUGCAAUACGGAGCGCCGCUGGUGCCCCUCUCCCCCCCCACCCACCCCAGCAGGGCACCGGGCCCCCUGAACCGGGGACGUUCAGUCUACCCAGCCGGCUGUCCGUAGGGCCUCCUCCCGACACCCUCGUCCGCCGGCCGCCUCGGCUCCCCCUCCUCAUAUGCCGUCGGGACUGCCCCCGUCCACGUGAAGACUUUCCACCGCUCACGCCAUGUCGGAAAGGGACCCGGGGGCCGCGGCCUCGGAGGUGACUGGCUGCUAACUGGCCCCACGCCAGGUGAAACUCGUUCCAAUUCCUCUUUCCUCUUUAAGUUAUUUCACGGACUCCUGGUGGGACGUACGACUCGGGACCGUUGGUGGAAGGGGAGGAAGAGGCCUCCCGGGGCAGGUGUCCUUUCCAACAGAAAUGUGGCGUUCUGGACCUGGGGCGCAAAGGGCCACAUAGCAAACCUUCUUUGUCCAGGGAGCGAGCCGGCUCCUGGCACGGCUCCUGAUGGCCUGAGCCCCCUUUGGGGACCAGAAGUUGGCCUGGCGUUGCCCUAGGGGAUGGGGCCCAGGGGGUCUUGGGGCAGAAUGGGGGUUCCCUGUAAG
This is a messenger RNA of Tachyglossus aculeatus (Australian echidna), 2802 nucleotides long. RefSeq names its product solute carrier family 24 member 3 (gene SLC24A3). Gene Ontology annotation, biological process: calcium ion transmembrane transport; intracellular calcium ion homeostasis. The transcript is spliced from 18 exons. The record is from RefSeq and is a predicted model, not a curated record. Gene Ontology annotation, cellular component: membrane. Gene Ontology annotation, molecular function: calcium, potassium:sodium antiporter activity; calcium channel activity. The coding region runs from base 1 to 2169 and encodes 722 amino acids. NCBI's taxonomy places the organism in Eukaryota, Metazoa, Chordata, Mammalia, Monotremata, Tachyglossidae.